Trichobilharzia regenti is the source of this 1380-nucleotide messenger RNA. NCBI's taxonomy places the organism in Eukaryota, Metazoa, Platyhelminthes, Trematoda, Strigeidida, Schistosomatidae. The record is from the annotation of a GenBank genome assembly.
AUGGAGGGCGUGGAUCUUUCUGAAAUUGUCAAAGAUAUGAUAAAAUAUGAGAAUGGACAUCCAGUUGUCUUAGCUCUUAAAACGCUAGAAAGUUUCAAGGAGAAUCCUCCCGAUUGUCGUCAGUUGCUGGAUACUAUAGAGAAUUUACAAUCAACCUGCAGUUCUCAGCCAAGUGUCCGUCAAUUGCUUAUUAGUAUGAAUGCUGUUAAUACGUUGCUUGAACUAUUUGACCUGUAUAUUUUGGAUAGCAAUUACAGUGUCUGUGCUUCGUUGUUAAGCGUUUUGUCUACUGUUGUCACUGGUCACUCCAACUCUGUCGAGGAAGAAUGUAUCACAAAGUUGACCAAAUGGCUUGUCAAAUUAAUCGAUGAAUUAGAUGAAAACGCAUCAUCAGAACCAAUUUUUGCAUUAAUAGCUGCAAUUUACUCCGUAUUACAUGCUAGCUGUACAAAAAAUGAAAAGAAUCGAGCACUCAUCUCUCAAACUGAAGUUGUAAAGCGCACUAUAAAUUUGCUGACAAAGUUCGACAAAAUGCUUAAUAAUAAUAGCAUACCGUUUAAUGUUUUCUAUCCUGCAUUGAAAGAAGCAUGUGCAUUCUUACGAUCUCUAACAAUCGAUGAUGAUAUGGACGUUGAAUUCGGUGUUGGAAGUGAGAAUGCAUGCACUAUUGCUAAAAGUGAUUCCUGUUUGGAAACAUUUGUCAAAUUAAUCUCAAAUAUUGUGGCUUCUUCAAAUGUUCAUGGUAUCGCUGAUCUAUUUCAAACCCUAUCGACCUUAAUUACACGUGAAGAAAUAUGCACAAAAUUCUCCUCUCUCAAUGGUAUUGAUAUAAUCAUGAAGACGGUCUAUUACAACAUAAAGUCAGCAUCUAUCAUUCGUUCUGGAUUAAUGCUGCUGGAGUCAUUAUGUGGUUCAGAUGCAUGUAAACGAUCUAUUGCUAAUUGGUCACUUCAUAAUGUGACUGGUCCACAACUUAUUAUAGAUGUAUAUGAAGAUCAUAUUAAAAAUCCUAUUGUUGUAAGGUAUGCAGCUGGUGUAGUUGCCGCCAUCACUCUACGACAACCUGAUCUUGCCAAAUUGCUUGUUGAAGCUGGUGUAUCCACAUAUCUUAUUAAGACUCUUGAUUUGUAUAUGUCAAACGCUACAACUGUUCGAACUGUAUGCAGAGCUAUACGUAAUAUUGUCUCAAGAUCACCGGGACUACGAGCUAACUUUUUAACAGUGGAUGGUGGUACAAGUGAUACUGGUCUAGAAAAGCUAUUGAAUUUAGCUCUGAAAAAUCCUUCUUGUUGUGAUCAAGCGAAAGCAGCUCUUCGUGAUUUGAACUGUACAGUUGAACUUCAAGAACCUUGGAAAGGACCACUGAAGUCUGUUGUGUAG